This is a messenger RNA of Cotesia glomerata, 727 nucleotides long. RefSeq names its product endocuticle structural glycoprotein SgAbd-8 (gene Cpr49Ah). The record is from RefSeq and is a predicted model, not a curated record. Bases 152 to 700 code for a protein of 182 amino acids. The transcript is spliced from 4 exons. Gene Ontology annotation, molecular function: structural constituent of chitin-based larval cuticle. Gene Ontology annotation, cellular component: chitin-based extracellular matrix. NCBI's taxonomy places the organism in Eukaryota, Metazoa, Arthropoda, Insecta, Hymenoptera, Braconidae.
AGUUCAGUGUUGCUUCUUCGCAGUUCGCUGAUUAUUUUUUAAUUCAAAACCGAUCUUUCGUACCAAUACUCGGUUUUAUUUAUUUAUUUACCGAUAACUCACGGUAUUUGUAGUAUUUAUUUUUGUGAAUUUUGAGCUUUCAGGAUACACUAUGAGAUUCUUCGUUUUACUGGUGAUCGCUGGUACUGCACUCGCCCAAAAUCAAUAUCAGGGCCGCCAGCAACAACAAUACCAAGAUGAUCAACAGAGACCGCAAAAUAAUGACAGGGAAUUCAGCACAACAACGUUUAUUCCAAUCUUGCAGUGGAAUAAAGAGCAGGAACAUGAUGGAACAUACCGAGCAAGCUAUGAGACUGGUAACAAUAUAAUCUCUGAAGAGAGUGGAUACAUCAAGACUUCAGGCGAGGGUGAAGACAAGAUCGAAUCACUGGUACAAAUGGGAAGCUACUCUUACACAAGCCCUGAAGGUCAAUUAAUUACUGUGCAUUACACUGCUGAUGAAACUGGAUUCCACCCUGUUGGUGACCAUAUUCCAACACCACCACCAGUCAGCGAAGAAAUCCAAAAAGGAUUGGAUCUUAUUUACGCUGGGAUCAAAAAGCAACAGGAAGAGUCAGCACAUGAACAACAGUUGAAACAACAACAACCUUACAACCAACAGAUCGACAGACAUGAAGACAACAAAAAAUACCGUUUGUAAAGAAUUAAUUAAAGAGUAAAUUUAAAA